Molecule: messenger RNA, 12317 nt
Organism: Syngnathus typhle (broad-nosed pipefish)
Lineage: Eukaryota; Metazoa; Chordata; Actinopteri; Syngnathiformes; Syngnathidae
Gene: mpp2b
Product: MAGUK p55 scaffold protein 2b
Exons: 19
Coding region: 386-2119 (577 amino acids)
Cellular component (GO): cell-cell junction; plasma membrane
Molecular function (GO): protein binding
Source: RefSeq, a predicted model, not a curated record
GCUGCACCGAGCCGAGUGGCAUUCACAAGCCGCUCUCAGGAACGCGACUCGGGGAUCAAGGUCACCUAGCAAAUUUGCCGGAGGACACAAGGAAGACGUCCUAAAAUGCCCGUGGCAACGACUUUUUCUGAUACCGCUAACCCCCACAGGGAAGCCUCCAGGAAAAUUGCCCAGCCCCCCCUCCUCCUCCUCCUCCCGACUUGUCGUCCGCAUUCAUUCAUGCGAAGAAGAGGACGUUCAGUCAGGCGUGCGUAGCUCACACACUUACACGUCAAGAGCAGGUGGAGACGGAGGAAAAAGAGCCAGGAGCCGUUUGGCAGGAGGAGGAGGAGGAGGAGGAGGAGCGCAGCCUCACACACAGUAUUGGGCGUCUUGCCGUGAGUGUAUGUGUGUGUGUAGUGAGGUGUUGGUCACUAUGGCUGGCAGUCUGUUUGGAAGACUCUCCCUUGAGGAGGGGGGCUCGGCCUUCUCGUUGGAGGGCCUGGAGAUGAAGCUUGGGGAAGAAGUCAUGCAUCAGGCUUUGGACACGCUGAGUGACAGCAUCAGCUCGACAACUGCCAACGACCUGGACCUCAUCUUCCUCAAAGGCAUCAUGGAGAGCCCAGUGGCUCACGAGCGCUUUGAGGAGCCCAAGCUGGAGGCGGUGAGGGAGAACAACGUGGAGCUGGUCCAGGACAUCCUCAAGGAGCUCAGCCCACUGGCGCACAGGAGCCAGGCAGCCGACGAGCUGGUCCGCAUCCUGAAGGAGCCUCACUUUCAGUCGCUCCUGGAGACUCAUGACUCCGUGGCCUCUAAAAACUACGAGACUCCGCCUCCCAGCCCUUGUACUUUCAUGGACGCAGCCCUUAACAACCAACCGGUGCCGCCUGACGCCGUGAGGAUGGUGGGCAUCCGCAAGGUGGCCGGCGAGCACCUGGGAGUGACCUUCCGCGUGGAGAGCGGCGAGCUGGUGAUCGCCAGAAUCCUGCACGGCGGCAUGAUCGACCAGCAAGGUCUGCUCCACGUGGGGGACAUCAUCAAGGAGGUGAACGGCAAGGAGGUGGGCAACGACCCCAAAGUCCUGCAGGAGAUGCUGAAGGAGGCGAGCGGCAGCGUGGUCCUGAAGAUCCUGCCCAGCUAUCAGGAGCCACACACACCCAGACAGGCUUUUGUCAAAUGUCACUUUGACUACGACCCGUCGCACGAUACCCUGAUUCCAUGUAAAGAGGCUGGACUGAGAUUCUGCAGCGGAGACAUUCUGCAGAUUUUCAAUCAGGAAGACCUGAACUGGUGGCAGGCCUGCCACAUCCAGGGAGGGAGCGCCGGUUUGAUUCCGAGUCAGCUCCUCGAGGAGAAGAGGAAAGCGUUUGUGAAACGAGAUCUGGAGCUCGUCACUUCAGGACCUUUGUGUGCUGGAAUGGGUGGCAAGAAGAAGAAAAAGAUGAUGUAUUUAACUACCAAGAACGCAGAAUUUGAUCGUCACGAGCUGCGGAUCUACGAGGAGGUCGCCAAGGUGCCCCCUUUCAGAAGGAAGACGCUGGUUCUGAUUGGUGCGCAGGGCGUCGGGCGUCGCAGUCUCAAGAACAAGCUGCUGGUGCUCGAUCCUCAGCGGUACGGCACCACCAUCCCAUUCACCAGCCGAAAACCAAAGGUUGACGAGACAGACGGUCAGAUGUAUUCCUUCAUGACACGCAACGAAAUGGAGUGUGACAUCAAAAACGGCCGUUUCCUGGAGCACGGCGAAUACGACGGCAACUUGUACGGUACGAAAAUCAACUCCAUACACGAGGUGACGGAAAUGGGAAAGAUCUGCAUCCUGGAUGUCAACCCCCAGGCUCUCAAAAUCCUACGGACGUCUGAGUUCCUGCCCUACGUGGUGUUCAUCGAGGCUCCCGAUUUUGAGGUCCUCAAGGCCAUGAACAGGUCGGCGAUCGAGUCAGGAGUGGUCACGAAACAGUUAACGGACUCGGAGCUCAAGAGGACGGUGGAUGAGAGCGAGCGCAUCAAGAGGGCUUACGGACAUUACUUUGACCUCUGCAUCGUCAACGACAGCCUAGAAGCCACGUUCCGAAGUCUCCGCUCCGCCAUGGAAAAACUCUCAAACGGGCAACAGUGGGUGCCUGUCAGCUGGGUCUUUUGAGUUUCAGUGCACAGCUGUAGAACGGCGGACCAUUCCCGUUGACACCCCUUCCCCCUUCAUUCAGGGGGGCAUAAAUGUGAAGUGGUUUCUUUGGACCGACUUGGUGUUGUACUUAAUUUGUCAUCAUUCUGUCGAUAUUGAAGCGGUUUUCGAGUUGGCUCUCGGUUUUUAGCGCGGUCGUGUGAGUGGGUGUGUGCUAAGCGCCAACUUGCUAAGAAAUGUGUAGUAUAGGGGCGGGACAUAAUUUGCUCCAUAUAGGGAGGCAAAAGAAAAACCAAACUAAACUUCCAUCUUCCACUUGGAGCGUACUACUUGACUGUAGCCAGCAGGGGCCCUGUUGGUUCCGUCAACAACGGCAAGAAGCGAUAGGACGUUGAGCGCUAUCCACGUUACCUUUGCGGAGGAGUUCAGAACAUUCAAAAAUUGGCAUUACAAAUAUUUUAAAAUCAACAUUUAAUCAGUAUUGAUUGUUACUAGUAGUUGACCAAGAAAAUGUAGUGGAAUGGCCAGUUCUUGUAAAGAGUCAUGUAUUUUAGGUAGGUCAGUCAUGGGUCGAAAUCUUUUAGCCUUCCAAAUUUCAAAUACUUAACGUAGUGUCAUGUUUACAUUGAAUUGUUACAAGACAGACGGUCACAUACCAAAUGUGAUAUUUGUAUGAGAUUCCAUGUAUUUUCCCACCCUAGCACCAUAUACUAGUAUGAUUGUAUUUGUUAAGAAAUGUGCUCUAUUUGUAUUUCGUCACUCAUCUGGAAAAUAGACAGCAAUAGGAACCUAUUGACACAAUGCGACAGUUAUCAAUAUCAACAAACUAGCCAAUAUUGACCACAACCUGUUGGGUUUACUGAGAAUUGCAAAGCAGGUUAACAUUAGAGAAGCAGAUAGUAGACAAAUGAAUUUGAAGACAAACAUUACAAAUUUCAAUCAGAGCUGAUGUCGUUAUUUGUCACAUACAAGCAGUCCAGUACAUAUUUUGCCUUAACAUUGUUUUAAAAAGCCAAGGAUUUACUGAAUAUUUAAAUACUUGUUGCACCAAUACUGGCAACGUCUUCAUAUUUAUUUUAAGUAGUGUAAUAAAAACUAUACCAUCACUCAGACAAGUGUCGGUGUAGCUUUUUACAUUUCAACUUUGAUGCACAGUAACAAAAAUCUAUUGGUCAUAGAAACGUUGGUGGGUGUGCGCAAGUGCUGGUCGAGGCGGUCCUCCAGUGAUGAGGAGCCAGAGGCAGCGUGAUGGGAUACAUCUCGUAGGCGGGAGGCGGGCCCCCUGGCCAAACGUUUGUCAGUUUGGGGUCAAACUGAAAGGAAUUUCAACAUUCUAUAAACCGCUCAAGAAUUCUUGACAAUUUAACAGCCUAUUAGUUUGUGGCUCAAGCACAGGCUAGUCUAAAAUGAAAUCCAUGUGCAAUCUGAUAAGUUAUAUGUUACAGAUCCUUAUCAAGCACCAGGAGUGCUUUUUGAAACCAUCGUGGCAGCAGACGAGGAGACCGACACUGGUGAGUUCAACACUCUCAUUCUUCACAAAUAAAGUCCCUAGUCCAAAGUUGUUCAUUUAAGGUUUACCCACCAGUGAGUAAGGUGGCGGAAAAUCAAUGGUGCUGUAGCGUGGUGGGAGUCUCUCGUAAUCUCUCGCCGUCCCCUCCUGAGCUUCUGUUAGCGAAAUGGCUUGGAUGGAGACGCCGCUGUCCUCCUGAGCGCUCGCCACGGUGAUGUUAUACACCGCUCUCUUCUUCCUGGCGUGCAAGUAGAAGCAGAGCAGCACCACGGCGAUGGACACCACCAAGCUCGGGAAUCUGGGAACAAGUUCUGGUCUACUUGGAUCAUGUGAUUACUUUUGUGUUCUGCACUGUCUUGAGUGAAAUGAAUCGAAAAGAAGAGCAAGAAUAUAUGUAUGUGAGUAUUACUUUAUUUUAUUUUAAAAACUUUGUUCGUUAAAGCAUUGCAACACAAUUGGCAACUAACAUCUCGUAAAACUUCUACUAAGUUGCCACACUCGUAUCUCAAGACACUGCUGUGUUAUUCGGCACGGCGGCUACUUACACAUAUUGAAAUAUAUUCACGAUGGUCAUGGUCCCGCACACUGUUGAAAAUGAAACCAAAAAUAUAUAUAUAAAUCGGAUUGAAUAUGGUUAUACAGUGUGUGCAUUAGUUAGCGCAUAUCAAAACCGCAACGCGAAUGAACAUUUGCACAGCAAAGCCAAUAAAACGAUAAAGUGUCCAUUUUCUUUACAACGUUAACUUUACCUAACAAAAUAAAUCAAGCGUGCUGCAAAAAAUGUAAACACUACACAGCCUUGCAGGUUAUUCAAUGUCCCAACAUUGUGUCACGCCUCCUUUUAUGCAAACAAACUAGAACAGAUCAUAUUUUUGUGACCCCACAACGACCCUGCAGGCUUUACACUGACAAUUAUAUUUAAAAACACUAAGAUGGGUGUACCAUUGGAAAUGUGUUUGUAACAGAAAUGAGCAACAUACUCUUUGGACCUUCAUCCUAUAAAUUGGUAGCUCAUUGUGCCUUUCAGUAUCUACUGAGUUUUUAUAACUCUAUGAAAAACUUGAAACCAAAUAUAUUUGACAAAUAUAUACACUGCAUAUAUUGAGUCUUACCUUAUCGGGGAAGUCUUCACAUAACCUAAAAUGUUUUUCUUCUGUGUGUGGCUCCAAAAAGGUAAUGUUAAUGUGUUCCAAGCAUAAGACAGGUUUUUAUAGCGUUAUUGUCUCAUUUAAAGCCGCAGGACUUCCUGUUUAGGACAUAUCCUGGGUAGAUGUCAGAAGUUUAUGUUGCUCAAUGAAUGUGUAACUGUCCCACUUUAACAAAAGGAAAACAUGUUUGAUGCCACUAAGGUGCAUUGACUCAACUGCAUGACUGUAUAAUCCUGGCCUAAGACACUGCAGUCGUAGUAAAUGUGCUAGACGCCCUCUAGUGGUUGUGAGCAGUAUAGGUGAUGACAUCAAGGACAUUGAUGGCAAACUCAAUAUCGUAUUUUUGCUCUGGAAAUAAGAUAAACAAAUGUUUGUAGCAAUUUAUUUUGCUAGAGAAAUUAUCCAUAUAUAAAAUGAUGUAGCAGGAUAUCCUUGUGAUGUAUUCUUUUCUCCUAUGUGUGCAAAAAUUGCCUAGAGUGCCUUUUUGAUUAAAAAGUACAACCACAAAAAAGGAUAGUAAAUCAAGACCCUUUGGCAAAUAAAAGCUUAUAAUCAGCUUUCAUUCCUGGGCCAACUACACAUAAUGAAAAUAUGCUCCUAAAUUACCGAAUCGUGAUUGCAUGAUAAUGACCAAUUCCCUUUAGGCUCAGCCCCUGCACGGCAUGUAAAAAGUAAUCAUGACGUGCUGAGAUAAGCAUUUAAUAAGUAUAUUAUCACUGUCACUUGUCAUCACAGUUUUUUUAAGGACUUGCUGAGUAGAAACAAUUCUAACAGAGACCUAAUAAGGAAGGAAGGAAUGAGUCAAUGAAGGAGAAAGUGAGGAAUCCGUUUGAACUUGUCGCUAUGGAAUGUCAUGGGGCCAGUGUUGAAACAUGUUGAAGAUAUCUCUGCUGCUGUUCUAUAGAACAAAUCUAGGAUAUGACCUGUACAUUGUCAUACUGUAUAUUGUAAAACUUUCAAACAAUUAUUGCCCUGCCAUUGGCUGGCAUUCGGUUCAGCUGGAACUGGCGACAGCUCAUCCACGAACAAACAAAAAAAAAAGUUAAUGUAGCAGAGGGGGAGGAGGUGGGGGCAAAAUACUAGAAGUGGUAGUGGGCGGCGGUGGUGGUGGAGGAGGAGGAAGAGUGGCAGCUCCCGCCACAGAUGCAGGAGGAAGAGAAAAAGCUCCUGCAACUGGAGGAGGUGGAGGGGGAAGUGAGUCCGGUGAGCAGAGGUUGCUUGGUGGUGGUGGUGGUGGUGGUGGCAGACAUGUUGGUGAGGUCAAAGAAGGUGGAGGGGGUAGUCCGCCGUCCAAACUGGUAGAAGGAGGAGGAGGAGGAGGGGGUGGAGGAGUAGACGAACCGGCAUCAAUUGUAGCUUGAGGAGGAGGUGGGGGGAGGUCAUCAGUGAGGUUAACUUCAGCAGGCAAGGUGGGGACUGAUGGCAGAGGCACAGCGAUGCCUUGGUUGGAUCUAAACAAACACAGAAAUGUAUUCAUUGUAUUGUAUUCAACCUUGGCACAUGCAUUAAAAAAUAUAUAUUUGUUGACAUACAUGGGGGCAUCUGCAUUGCUCUGCAUGCUGUCAGUAGUCCCUGUCCUGCUUCUGGGGGGCUCUUGAGAGACCUGUGAGGGGGUCACCAGAGGAUGUUCCGCCUUACAAGCAACAUAUGACAUUCGACAUGUGACCUUUAAAGUUACCUGGAAACUGUGUCCAGUGGUGUCCAAGCAAGAGUAUGAUAUGGGGAGUCGUGAAUAGCCUCUCUCCAGUUCCUUUCCCGAAGUGGGCGGAGCCACAAGAGCGGCAUGUGUGUUUUUUUUGGAUGUAGUGAAGAUGCUGAUUUCUCUCCUGGCUACUUUCUCGUAGUGGAUGGAAGCAGCCUGGACCAAAGGCGGGGAAAAACACUGUACUUUGAGUAGGACUGGUGGAAAGCAGGCACUGGAAAUGUUUCCAUGGCUAACGGCGCUUCUUACCAGUGACAUGAGAUUAACUGAGGACUCCAUGUUCUUGACCUGAAUGGCCUGGGAGUCGAGAAGUCGGAGCAGCAAAGUGGCCACGCUGUUGAUUUGAUAGGUGACGCUUGCCAACGCUUGCGUGGUCAAAGCUUUGGCCUCCUCAAGAGCCUUUGUUGGCUCAUCUGCCUGCAGAAUUUCAUUACAAACACCUCAAAGAGUACUCCGAUUACUUUGCAAUGCCAUUAUUUUAUUUACGCUACAUAAUAUUCCAUGUACUCAAUGGAUUGACAGUCUGCCUCAAAACGAAGCAUCAAGCAUCAUUAUGUAAUUUGUUAGAGACCUAUCUUGUGUGUACCUAAUGAAGUGUCCUGCAUGUUUGAGUGGAUGGUAAAAGCUCAUUUGUCACCUGCAGGUAGUUGUUUUCGCAGUAGUCUGCAACUUGUUGCAGGUUGCUCUGGUUCUCAAUCAGCUUCUUCCUGGCCGUUGGCGCCUCUUCAAAAAUUUGAGAAAUAACCUGAGAAACGUUUUUCGUGUCCGCCAUUGCCCUUUAAAAGUGUUUUAAAAAUCCUUUACUUCAGACUACUUCAUGUUGCUACUUGAAGGAGGAGGAUGGUUGUGGUUCUAGGUUCUGACUGGCUGAGGAAGGCGGGACUAAAGGGAGGGGGGGUCUAUUUUGCACUCCUUGAAGGAAUUUUAAGCAAACUUCAUUGUUGGGAAGAAUUGAUUUAUCACACGCAGAAUGAAAAUUUGCAGAAGCAGCAACAUUGAUGCAUGGGAGAGAAUUGUCAGAAUAAUUUACACAUAUAUAUUCAUGUUUGGCAUGUGUUUUUGAGAUUGACAAAUAUGUGAGAUUUACAAUUUGUUAAUCUCGUGUGAGCAUUUGCAAAAAUUUUAUUUUGCUUGUGAAUUUUUGGAUGGACGUUCGCGGAUCAACGGUCACGUACACUUUUCGUGUCCCGAAAAACAAUGUAUUUUCGAUUGUAAAUAUCAAACUAGCAUCUUCUAUGCUAUUACAUUUAAAAUGAAUUCCAAAUCACAAACUUUUACUUGUCUUUUGUAGUCACCUAAUUUUUUGUCCCAAUGUGAUUGCCGUCCAGAAGAGAUCAUCUGCGCGUGCGCAGUACCUGGCGCAGGUGCUGCAAAUUAGUGCAAUAGGUGAGUAAUAGCUGCCGUCGACUGGAAGCCCGAGCACGAGAUUUUACUUUACAAUCACUCUAUUGAAGUUUAAAAUUCAAUUUAAGCAGCCCAAUUGCCUUAAAAAAAAUAGCACCGGUCGUCGCCGUGUUCGUUGAGGCAUAUCCAACAUGGCGGUAAGUAGAUGACGUAACACGCGCCGUUCAAAUUCUGCAGCUUUCACACACUUUCACUCCACGCGCUCAAACAUUUGGUGCAUUUUCUCAAACAGAUGCGUCAUUUUGAUGAGAUUUUGAGAUUCACAAACUUAUGCGGGAUUUCGAAGUGUUUUUCAUUUUGUUUUAUAUCCACCAAAUAAUGCGCGAUUUUUUUUUAUGGCUUCCAGCGAGCAUGCGCAGAAAAAGGUUGACUUGGAUUGGUGGACCUCACGGCACGCCCUGCGCAGAUUCAUCAAGUGCAGCAGUGCACAGGUGCGACCGACCGCGUGGGACCUACUCAGGGUUUUCACGCUCGAAGGACACAAUAGCGUUUGAGGUUUGAGUGUCUCGUCGCAAUUUAUUUCCAUUUAUUUGAUUUAGCAUAUUGAGCUUGUUUAUUUUUCCACUGAAGAGUUUCUUUUUUGUGCUGCCCAGCUUUUUUUUUUUCUCCCCCUGAUUAAUAUGUAUUUCAAAUGUUUUAUAUGCAUGUCGACUGCUCACCCCCCAUUUUCCUAUUUGUGGUAGCUUGUUCAUUCUAAUGCAAUUCAUUUCUUUUGACUGUUUGUUAAUUUGCAAAUAAUUUGUUUAAACACCGAAUGUGACAAAAUACUACAAAAACUUUCGGCUGCAAAUAUAGCCCAAAAAAUCACGUCUGAAUUCCUCCACUCCCUGCCGGUUGACACGCGAACAACGCACACCCCGAAACAUUUAGCAAGCAUUAAUUGUUCUGCUUCGCGGUUGGAUUUGGUACCCCAUAGUCGUUCUGUUGCCAAUUUUGGACUUUAACUUGGAUAAAUAUGUCCAAAUCUUUACUCGUAUUGCUAACAUGAGGUAGAAUGUCAGUAACAAGUACUUUGGAAGCUAUUUGAUGGAUUAAGUUGAUGCUAAUUUGCUAUAUCCUCUAACGGCGUUGUUCCGGGUGUUUGUAGGUUGCUGCAUCUAGAUGGCUUUCAAAACCCGGACGCAUUGUCUUUAGAAACUGCAGCCUUAGACAAAAGUAACUUGUAUGUAAUGGCUGUUUUUUUGUUUUUGUUUUUUGUCCCCUGCAGAACUAAAACUGGAUGCAGCGAGCAGGACAACCUCAAACUGGGGAUCCCCGCCUGUGGACAGUGACGAGAGGGGUCUCAGAAAUGAGGAGGACACUCCUAAACAUGUGAAAAAAAAUUAGUUAGUGUUUCUGUGCCUAAGAUGGGAAUGGGUCCUUUUUUUUGUUUGUAGAUGAAUGCUAUAGUAUAAAUGUAGUUACCAGCACUCAAUUUAUGGCGCCUUGCAUAUUUUUCCAGGGUUGAAGAGGAGCAAUGAGGAAAGGACCAAUUCCACACCCAGUCAAGAAUCAAGCAGCAUGCCAAUGUGGACAUGUCAUGUGUGGGGAUCAUUUGACCAGGAGGGGGCAGUGUUGCGCUCUGGUUGCCUUUGGUUAUGGGUGCACGCCGGAAAGGUUGCCUUGAAAUGAGGGCAGGUGUUUAAGGGUCUGAUGGUUGGACUUGCUUAAGAGGUGCGCUGGAGUUGUAGUUGAGGUUGUGGCUUGUCUGGAUCCAGAGCAGCGUUGUCUUGUGCGAGGAUAGCGGUUGAAAGCCGGCCGGCGCUUUGGGGGAGGACUUCAAUUUUUGCACACGCGAAGCCCUUUGAGACUUGACUGUGGGCAAUGGAAAUGAGCUUGACUUGACUCGGUCCGUCACACCGAUCGACACAACCAAAUCCUUGUCGUGUUUCACCCCUUUUGUUUCAGGUUUUGUGGAGGAACCAGCUUGGGUACCAAUAGCAGAAGCCCAAUGCCCAAGUUUGCUGUAAGAGCAGCGAUGUCUUGUGCUAGGAUUGCUAUUGACGGCGCAUUGUAACCUUUGUGUCCAUCGACUACACUUGUUGACUAUUGUAACAUUUUGUCAUUUUCUAACCUACCACUGUCGUACUUGCCUUCUUUGUUCUCCCCUCAGUGUAGGGCGACGUUGGAGCGAGCCGGUCCUGAAAUUCAAUUUUGCAAUAUGACUUGUAACAUUUUUUUUUUCUAGCCUACCACUGUUGUACUUGCGUUCUUUGUUCCCCCCUCGGUGUAGGGCGGCGUUGGAGCCAACUGGUCAACGAGGUUCCGGAAACACAAACAAAACUUUGCCGUGGCGCCAAAUGUCCAAUUUUGCGAUGUGACUUGUUGACUAGUGUAACAUUUUGUCUUUACUGUCAUACUUGGGUUCUUUGUUCUCCCCUCGGUGUAGGGAGACGUUGGAGCGAGCCGGUCCCGAAUGUCCAAUUUUGCAAUACGACUUGCAACAUUUUGUCAUUUCCUAACCUACCACUGUCAUACUUGCGUCCUUUGUUCUCCCCUUGGUGUAGGGCGGCGUUGGCGCGAGCCGGUCCACGAGAAACCACUGGUCGAGGGUCCUCAAGACAUAAUGACGCGAGCAGCGCACAACUCAUUGCAUGUUCUGCCUUUUGCAGACUGGACGCAAAAGGGGGGGACGCACGGCCCGACCCGGCGAUGGUAACCAAGAAUGGCGACCGCGGCACGAUCGGAUCAGAAGCUGUGGCAUCACUGAAGUAUCCUGCAGCCAGCCAGGUUCUGAGGGAGACCCGCUUCCCUGGAGGCGUUGAGCUUCAAUGCGUGAAAUUGAUUUUUUUUUUUCCUUUUUUCAAUUCACACCAGUGGUGUCCAAACGUCUGAGUGCCGCAUACGGAAACAAAUUCCUAAUUGUUUGACACAAAUUCAUUAAACACGCAAAUCAAUCAUGACAUUUUGCUCUAAAUAUUUUGUGCUACUGCUACAAAACUGUGUUUAUUAAGGUCAUUCAUGUGGUGUCUUGAUAAACCGGACGUAGACAUAGCAAAAAUGAGGAUAAACUACUACUGUAUAUCUGCGUGAAAGUUUGAACAGAUGAUUUGACUUGUAAACAUAUCUUAAUAUUUUGAUGCCGUUCAUCAGUAGUAUUUUGGCGCUCUCCUAGUGGCCUGUGGGAAAUAGCCCCUAGGCUGCCGUUUGAACACUAAUGGUGAUGUGUAGGGCUGCACGUGUAUUGGAAAACUGCAAUAUGGUGGUAUGUUAUUGACAUGCACUUAAAGAAAGAAAAUAUGUUUUUUUUAAUGUGACCUAAUGAAACGAGCUCGGUUUCCUUGCUUGUAAUUAUUUUAGAUGACAAGUCAUUGAUGCAAGUUAACAUCUAACUGAGCACAUUCAGUUCAAAUCAAUUCUAUCCCAAGUUUUUGCAUGACUUUGCUCGAUGCAAUGGUCUGGCCCAGUACUGCCAUAUCACUGGUUUUUCAAUAUGUUGUGCAGCCUUGAUUGAGUGCAAGCGCGCAGCAACGGCAAGCGACCGCGCAAGCGAGACUUUUGUGCUUGUCUUGAAAGGUGAAUGAGAAGCUGCACAAAACGAAGAGCCGGCGGAUGGAGGUCACGAGAGAUUGGCGAGCAAAGGAAGAAAUCACCCCAAGAAAAGCAGUCUCCAUGUGAAGAAGAGGAAGUAGCCUGAUGCAUGGCUGGCCGGAGGGCUCGCUCACGUGGCGUCGGAGGGACUAGAGCAGUUCCUCAAAUGAAGAUGAGUACCAUCUGCCGGUCACUGAGUACGUUGACAGAAGUGAACCGCAUGCAACGGAGUGCCGUCUUUCUUUUUGCAGUUGUGCGAGGCAGAGGAAGGGUGCAAACGUCAAACAGGCCCGGAGCGGACCCGAACCUUCUGCAGACCUUAGCCCGUGACGAGCGGCCAACAUGAGGCGGGUGCAGAUGCGGCGAGGCUGGGUGGGCAAAGCAGCCAACAUUUAGGGAGAGUAUGACUUUCUUUUUUUUCCUUUUGCACUUUCUUGCCCUCCUUCCACUUUCUCACUGGGUGUGCACACUGUCUGUCUGCAUGAUGCUUCUCUUUCUUCCAAGUGCUGUUGUUGUGCAAUAUUGUUUUAAAGUGUUUUUUUAAUACAUAGAGUGAACUGUAAAGUUUGUACUGUAAUUGUGUGCCUCUGUACCUGAAUUAAAUUGUUAACUGAAUUUAAGUGGUCCAUUUUCAACAUUGGCCUGUGUAGUCUAGCUGUGCGUAAUGAGGUGAAUGUCAAGUAGACUGACACACAUAGAUGCAAAUGACAAGCGUGUCAAAGCGUAAAAAGUCGGCGUUGCAACCCAUGAAGUAUGUCUUUGGCAAACCUUUUUGCAACCCUGCUGUAAAAUGGCCACUGAAUUCAGAAUCUGGCUCUGUUUUGGUGCACAUUUUUUGUACGAGUAAAAGCCUUUAUUUUAUUGAAGUCCAAGCCUGUUUUUCUUUUUGCGGUUAGAUUUGUCAUGCGGGGUGUUUCUGUGAAUAAAGUUAACUUUGGUGUG